Gracilinanus agilis (Agile Gracile Mouse Opossum) is the source of this 1969-nucleotide messenger RNA. RefSeq names its product NEDD4 binding protein 2 like 1 (gene N4BP2L1). The transcript has 5 exons. NCBI's taxonomy places the organism in Eukaryota, Metazoa, Chordata, Mammalia, Didelphimorphia, Didelphidae. Bases 20 to 745 code for a protein of 241 amino acids. The record is from RefSeq and is a predicted model, not a curated record.
GGCGCCGUCUUCUCUCCUCAUGGAGGAGAGUUUCCUUCACUCUUUCAGGAGCUUGAGUCUGCAGCCGCCGCCACCCACGCAGCCGCCCCCGCCCGCGCGCCGCAGACCCCAGCGCCGGGGCAGCUUCAGGAAGCAACUCUACCUCCUGCGCGGCCUCCCGGGUUCGGGCAAGAGCACACUAGCCAGACAACUGAAGCAUAACUUUCCCAGGGCCCUGAUCUUCAGCACAGAUGACUUCUUCUUCAAGGAAGAUGGUACCUACGAGUUCAACCCCGAUGUCCUGGAGGAAGCUCAUGACUGGAACCAGAGAAGAGCAAGGAAAGCAAUGAGGAAUGGCACAUCCCCAAUUAUUAUUGAUAAUACCAACCUUCACGCCUGGGAGAUGAAGCCCUAUGCAGUCAUGGCACUUGAAAACAACUAUGAAGUUAUAUUCCGAGAACCUGACACUCAUUGGAAAUUCAAUGUUCAGGAGUUAGCAAGAAGGAAUACACAUGGGGUCCCAAGAGAAAAAAUACAUCGAAUGAAAGAACAGUAUGAGCACGAUGUGACCUUUCAUAGUGUACUUCAUGCAGAGAAACCAAGCCGAAUGCACAGGAGCCAGGACAGGCACAUGCCACCGCCGCCACCUUUCAACAGUGCAGGAUACUGGAACCCCUACUCAGGGUUCCCAAACCGGAGGGCUCCCGGGGGGUUCUCACACGACAGCUACUUUAACAGAAGGGGUGGUUACUAUAAUGGAUAUUAAGAGUUAUAUAUGCAUAUAUAUAUAUAUAUAUUUUAUCUUUACAACUGUUUUAAAUUUUCCUAAAUCAAUUUUUACUUCAAAUUUUUGUAUUUUAUUAUCUGUUCAGUUUGUCAGAGUUCUAAUGUAAUUGCAAGGUAAAUAAUCGAACUGGGGAAGUCUUUGUGCCUAAGUCACUGCUGUCAUCAAAAGGAAUUUAUUAAGUGACCCCAUGGGCCGAGGGCCUGUGCACAGUUGACUAAACAGGUACAGUCCCUUCCUCUGAGAAUGAAAUUGCAGUUGAAAACAUAAUACUAACUAUGUGCUCAGGUGCAGAGGACACGUGGCCGUGUGACUGAAUAAAACUGAACCAGUUCAUAAAGUGUUUCUAUUUUAUAUAUAUAUAUAUAUUGAAACAUUAGUGCAGCUGAUUUCUCUGUAAUAGAUGGGGAUUUAUUUUUUCACUUGAUGUUUUUGCCCUGGGAGACUCAUGCAUGUCUCCAUCUCAUUUAAAACUGUCCCAUUGCAUUGGCUGUUUGGUGAAGAUACCUUGUCCUGAGGAAUGGAGGAGUGCUGACUAAAAGGGGGAUCUUUUUGCUUUUGAAACAAAUGUAGCAGAAUUUAUAUAUCCAAAUGAAUGUUCUUCCCUUGAAAAUUGUCUCCUUAAGGAGGCUCAACCCAAGAUUGCUAUCAUUUCUCAAAACGUUUUGGAAAACCAAUCACAUUAAAUAAUGGAAACAUAGCUACGACCCCCUUUGGAUCAUUCACUUUAGUCAUUGGUUUCCAGGUGCUUUAGACUAGACUAAACUGUACUUUAGCAAAAAGCAAAGCCUACUUUUUUAAAGGAUGUCUAGGUUUAUUAUAGAUAUGUUGUUUCUAGAUUAUUAGGAAUAGACCAAAUUUGGGGUAAGUCAGUUAUCCAAGUAUCAAUCAUAAACAAGGUGGUUAAAAAACAUAAUAUGAAGACCAUCAGUGGUAGCAUUAAUAUGGCAGCAGUGGGACCGCGCACAGUGUGAAGAGGGUGUCUUAGGAAUGUCCCUUUCUCCAAUUAUAACACUGAACAGCAUCUCUUUACCAGUACUGUUUCCUUCGUGUACAUUCUCGGGAGUUUUUUUCCACUUUUCCCUUCAGACAGUGAUCGCCACCACAUGUAGCUUUUCAUUUGCUCUUGGCUAUUGUAGGAUUGUUCUCUAUAGACUCUAUUUUCUAGUGUUUUGUAAUCUCAAAUUUUUAAAGUGUUUCAAACAA